Messenger RNA from Nannospalax galili (Upper Galilee mountains blind mole rat), 1395 nucleotides. RefSeq names its product family with sequence similarity 180 member A (gene Fam180a). The record is from RefSeq and is a predicted model, not a curated record. NCBI's taxonomy places the organism in Eukaryota, Metazoa, Chordata, Mammalia, Rodentia, Spalacidae. Bases 57 to 566 code for a protein of 169 amino acids. The transcript is spliced from 3 exons.
CCCACCAGGAUCUCACCGGGAUCGAGGGUCAAUUGCUCACUCUUCUGGAAGUGAAGAUGCUUUGGAAAGCGCUGCUGCUUCUGCUGCUGGUCUCCAACGCCCAGGCUACUGUGUCCCGCAGGUGGAGCAGGGCCAUACUCUUCCCUGCUGCCCAUCGGCCAAAGAGAUCCCUGUCGCUGCCAUUGAAUCCAGUCCUGCAGACCUCCUUGGAGGAAGUGGAACUGCUGUAUGAGUUCCUGCUAGCUGAACUUGAGAUCAGCCCUGACCUGAAGAUCUCCAUCAAGGAUGAGGAGCUGACCUCCUUGCGGAAGGCCUUGAACUUCCGCUCUGUCUGCAAUGACGUGAUCCCGAAGCGCCUCCCAGACAUCCGCCGGCUGAGUGCCAACCUAGCCAGCCACCCUGGAAUCCUCAAGAAAGAAGACUUUGAAAGGACAGCACUGACCCUGGCCUAUACAGCCUACCGCACAGCCCUGUCCCAAGGGUAUCAGAAGGACAUCUGGGCCCAGUCUCUCAUCAGCCUCUUCCAGGCCCUGAGACAUGACUUGAUGCGGUCUUCGGGUUCCUGAGAAACUGGACCAUACCAGGACCUUGAAGCAGAGACUAGCAUACACAGCCUUCCAGAAGCUUCAUCCUCUAUUCCAUUUAUAGAGACCCAUCAAUCAAGAGGCAUGUACUGCCUACAAGGAGUAGCAAAGAUAAAUGACUCAUCCCAAUAUUCUUUGCCUCUUGUUUGCUUCUUGACAGACAUAUCUGAUCCAUGCCAUGAGCUUGAAGAAGGCUAAAGCCUUCUACAAUACUUCCAGAGACGUCAUGGUUUACCUGGUGACAUGUAGAAACCCAAGAUAUACUUCCACAUCCCCCAGAGUGAGCACUGAGGGCAGAGUCUGGGUUUGGCAGGAAGACAAGGGACAGAUUCCUUUGGUUCUAAGGGACCUAGUUGAAUGGACAUUUUCCCAGAGGUUCUAUAGUAAAUAUAAAGAACGCAGAGUUAUAGUCCAGUAAACAUGCUAUUAGCCAAGGAUAUGCUUGACUUUCCCCAAAGCCAACAAGAGGAAUUGGUUGGAAAAUCAGCAAUGUGGUGACCUCCAUGUCUUGACUCAUCAUUUUUUAAGUUAUACUGAGACAGAGAAGCAGAAAAGGGCCCACAGGAGUGCCCCCAGUUCAUCUACACCCUGUCAUUCGAACAUAGAAACCACGCUAAGGCAGAGAGCAUCCUUCUGGUGAAGGAGGUGGCACGGCCAUACCUGUCUGUCCUAGCACUAAAAUUCCGUAGCAUCAUCAGAGACUCAGGUGUUUCAAAUAAAAACCAAUUUCACAUGAUGGAUUGUUUGACCUUUUAAAAUGCUGAAUUUUUCAUUGUAAAAAUGUUUUGUUAUCUAUUCAUUAUUUAUAUUA